Fonsecaea multimorphosa CBS 102226 is the source of this 1104-nucleotide messenger RNA. RefSeq lists its product as uncharacterized. The transcript has 2 exons. Gene Ontology annotation, biological process: peptidyl-lysine dimethylation. Gene Ontology annotation, molecular function: protein-lysine N-methyltransferase activity. The coding region runs from base 1 to 1104 and encodes 367 amino acids. The record is from RefSeq and is a predicted model, not a curated record. NCBI's taxonomy places the organism in Eukaryota, Fungi, Ascomycota, Eurotiomycetes, Chaetothyriales, Herpotrichiellaceae.
AUGCAAAACACCCACGGCGUCCCCGGGGGCACUUACACCUACCACUCCCGUCGGUUCGGAGACAUCGACUUGAAGAUCCCCCAGCACCCGGACGUCGAGGAAGGCAGAAAACUGUUCGCGCAUUACCUGUGGAACGCGGCGGUGAUUGCGGCGCAAGGGAUCGAGAGGGCCAGUUUCGACGACGCAGAGGCUGGGAAUCAAGCACUGCCACCGCACGAGCAGAGCGAGGAGAAUAAUGAUGAGGACGGAGAAGAGAAGAAGGAGGGAGCAGCGGAAUGGAAAUGGCAGAGGAAGUACUGGGACGUAAGAGGGAAGACGGUCGCUGAAUUGGGCGCCGGCACGGCGUUGCCGUCCAUCAUUGCGGCCCUCUCCGGCGCGCUCUCGGUCACCAUCACGGACCACCCGUCGUCGCCCGCCCUGACCACCGGCGCCAUCGAGCAAAAUGUUCAGAGAAACAUUGUCGAGCGACUUGGCCCACCAGAAGCAGAAGCAGCAGUAGCAGAUUCCGGAACCUCAACUGCGCCGACGACGUCGCGCUCGCCCGCAACAGUUCGUAUGUCAAAGUCGGAUUCAGCGGUGGUGGUCAACGUCUACGGCUACACGUGGGGCACGACGACCAUGUAUCUGCCGUCGCAUUACGGUAAGCCAGCCCCGGGGCGACAGUCCCAAAGAGGCUCCGACCGUAUCAUUCUAGCAGACUGUCUCUGGAUGCCUUCUCAGCAUGUCAACCUGGUCAAGACAAUAUUCCACUGUCUCCGCCCAGAGCAGGAAGAGCCCUUGGAAUCAUCAGCAAGUCACGGCGCCGACCAAAGUUGUGCAUUGGUGGUUGCCGGCUUCCACACCGGUCGAGAGAUCGUGCGGCAUUUCUUCGAGGUAGCUACCGGAGACUAUAGAAUCCCAUCGCCCCCACCGUCGUCCUCAGAGAUUGACGCCAGGGACAUAGACAGGUACGGGAAGAAGGAUGAGAGCGCCUGUCUGCGCGCCGCCGAGAUCUUUGAGACCGACGUGAAUGGCCUCCGCAGGCCCUGGGAGCCUUCUCGGCCGGGCGAGACUGAAGGCCAAGCCAAGAGGUGGUGUGUGGUGGCUGUGCUUGUAAGAAGAUGA